UUUCAGUGAAUAUCUUAGUUACUGGGCUAAGGAAUCUGUAAAUAGGAUGACUUUUUAAUAGAAGACACAAAUUAAGUUUCAGUGCUAAAACACUUCCCUCGUAAUCCAGUCCAACCACAAUUCCUACUUAGUGUGAAUGAGGCAUGGGAUUGCAGUGGUUUGCUGCCUUUCUGCUAAUUAUAUUGGUGUAGAAAGAUGAUAAGAAAAACUGGCCUUCUGAUAUAAAAGUGCCCCACAGGGGAGGAAAAAAAUUACUUGUGAAAAUAAGUUCAUGAGAACAGGAAAUGUUGAACAUGUUCAGAAGAUAAUGUUACUUUAUAUAAUAACUUUAAAUUUAAACAAGGAAGGUUCAAGUUAAAUAUUUCACUUCUGUUGAUUGUCCUUCAACAGUACUGAAUUUGUUUUAAAUGUAAAUAAAAUGCAAAAUCUAAAACACACCUUUUUAUCCUUGAGUAAUAAAUUGAAGACUUAAAAUGAGAUUCAAACUUAAUAUUUGGUUUGUAAUCAAAUUCAAUUGAUUUAAAAUUAAUCAGUUAUCAAGUGGCCAUUUUCUUUUUUUGAACUUGUGUUGGCAAUGUGGUCUGGCUGAGCUUAGAUUUUUAGAAGUUCAUUUAGAAUAUGCAACUUUCUUUAGUUUCCUUGCCCACUUCCUAAAUUGCAAAUUUAAUACACGGCUGGAAUUCCGUGUCUCAAAUGAUAAAUGGUAAAAGUUGGAUGACAUCCAACAAUGUUGGAUGAUGGGUGCAUUUCUUUGCUGGCGCCUAAUUCUAAUCCUUGCUAUUUGCCAACAUAUUUUUCAAAAUAUUUCUCAAUAAGCUGGUUGAUCUUCCACUCUUUCUAUCAUCCAAGUUGAUCCAUUCCCACCAUAUCCUACCACUUCCCUUAAAAUUUAAUCUGGGCUAUUGAUAUAAAGUCACUUGAGAUUAGAUUGGCAGAAUCAGCAGAGAGCAGGUUUUGACCUGGAACCUUCAUGGAUUAGUUAGCUUAAAACACCUGACAUUGCAUGUAUCCAUGGAUUUUACAGUGGAAUAUGCUAUGUUUAUUACUUAAUGAGAUAUCAAACUUUUUAUCAAAUUAUAAAUGGAAUAUUUUACUUUAUACAGAAUUCAUAUAUUUAUAACAUUCUUGCAUUAUACACUUUAGCUCAGUGUUUAUAAAAAUACAUUUUCUAAUAACUAAAAUCUGAUUUGCUGUGUACUUUAUUCUAAAUAUUCAUAUAAUGAUUGCAAAGUAAUAAUAACCUGCAGUAAUAAUUUUAAAAGUAAAUUGAAAGAACAUUCUAGCAUGCGAUUGUAAUAAUGCAAUCAUAUAUACAGUAUUUUUAUGAAACAGUGGUAAGUACUGGGGCACCUUGUUGGUGCCCCAUAGAACAAGUUGCAGUUGAAGAGCACAAUUCUGAGAAUGAAAGUUGAUCACAGUUUUAAUGUGCCUGGUAUUGUUAAGCCUCCAGUAGAUAAAUAAUAAGUACAUUUUAUUUGGUUAUUUUACACUCAAAUGUUACUUGCAGUAAUGUAGCUUCUCAGUGUUUGCAUGCUUAAUUUAUUAUUGGUGGCUUGAAGCAAUUACAGAUCAACAACUUAUGUUGGGAGUAUCCCUGUUGUGAUUGUUUUGAGUGUAGUGUAUAAUGAAUAUUAAAAUUUCUGUCAUUUUGCAUGAAGAUUUUUUCUCCAUAUGCUAUCUCUUUACUCUGCCUUGAAGUAAAAUGUAGACACAGGCUGCUAAGAGAAUUAGAAAAGUAUAUGAUAACAUCCUUGAUUUAAUGAAGUUAGUGGUAGUGUAAUCCCAACAUCCAUUAUACACUGUUCUCGUAAAUUCAAUGCCAGUUUGUUUGUUCCUGUGGCUUUGGACUAAUUGUUGCCAAGUUUUGAACUAGGGAACCUGCAAACGGAUAUUGAGAAGCUAUGUAAGUAUUUGUAACAUUUGCAAUUAGGAAACUUUAAUGAUGGGAAACUUGCAUUCACAUAUUGGCUUGUAGAGCACUUUGUCCUGAUUGCUUAUAUCCGGAAUAGGAUAGCAAUAGGACUACUACAGUUUUUGUUGAGGAUGAAAAAGUUUUGUGUUUUUAUUGAGCACUUGCAGAGGAUUACUGAUGGUGGAAGCGGUGUGAUGAGACUUGAUCCACAGUCCUGAAGGGUGAGUGAGUUAUGUUGCAUUGAGGUCCUGAAUUGCAUUUGCUUCCAGAGAUCUCAGCUCUCAAUUGGUAAAUCUCUAUGAACCCAGUAAUUAUUUUGAUUAGCAGAAUAACAUUGAGGAUAGCCUUUGUUUUAUAAUUUCAUAAUGAACAGUGAUCAAUACAGAGCAUUAGAUCGCAGAAUCAGUUUCAAAUCUCUAGGUAUUAGUUGAUUUCAAGAAGGGGUUAUUAGCAUCAGCGCUUUAUUUAGAAAGGGCAAAUUUUAUAUUGUUCUUGAUUACUGCCAAUAUUUGAUCAAUAGUGGUGUAUCCCAACACCAGACACAGUGAUCAUGGAGUUGCAGAAGAUUUUUGUCCAAUAAAACCAACAUUAGAUUGUCACAGAGGAAAAAUAGUGUAGAAAUUUGUCUUACAUUUUCACAUGGGAUAGGCAAGAUUGCCAGUUAUAUGUAAUGAUUGUUAUUUAGCAUCUUUGAUGCUAGUGGAACUGUAUAUUAGGAGGUUGAGUAUCUUGGGUAAAAUAUCAUUAGCAACAAGUAAUUUCUACCCCAAAAUUAUGGAAAGUUUAGCAUGUAAAUUCCUAUUCUUUAGUGAUUUAGAGGCUAAUGUGUGGUGGAGAGUUGGAUGAUUCUUCUUGCUGUUCUUUCAUUUGUUAUACCAUUGACCACUGUGUUCCAUCAUGCAAAGUAGUGUUAGAGUGUGCACAAUUCCUCAUUUUCAAUUUAAACACAAAGUAUUUUAUAAAAAACAACUUUGAUAAUCCCUGACAAUAUCAAAGUUCAGAACAGUAUAAAGGUUGCAAUCCUUUAUACAAAAUGGAAACUGUUUUGUAACAGUAUGAUGUUUUCCAAUAAUCUCAAUGAUGUCUCAAAUAUAAGUCAUGUGUUUUUAAAAAAAAAUUAUAUAGUUUGAAUUUAAUUUGCCUUGGGCAAUCUCUAGCUUCCUUUCAGACUGAGGUAGCCAUAUCUAAUGUGAUGGGCUAUUCCUCAAGAAUUUAAAUAAACACAAGUAAAAUUUGACUGAACAAAAUUAGUUUGCUAGUAAAUAAUACAAUUUUAAACAUAUCUUGUAAAAUGAUAAUCCUUUUACAAUUAUUUUUGUGAAAGAAACCAGAUCUCAGACUUCAUUGUCUGGUAAGUCUUUCCAGGAAUGUCUGUUGUGUGCAGUUGAGUAUGUUAUGGGGGUUCUAUACCACCUUGGCUGUACUUGCAUAUGUUCUCUGCUGCAGGCUUGCCCAUGCGAUCGUGCCUUUGCGAUCGUGCCUUGAGCAUUCUGGUUUCCAGGUGACAGACACGAUUCACGGUACAGUAUCUGAUCUCUGACAUCGCAGCAAUUUCUACAGUUGUAAACAAAAACCUAUUGGAUGUUAAGUUUACGAUGACCUGUAAUACAGGGGAGACCAAACAGAAUAACCAGGAUGGAUUUAAUGUUCGGGGAACUGAAGCCAUGGUUUUGGAAAGUGUUAUGUUUGCCAUCUUGGCAGAACGAUCCCUUGGUCCCAAACUGUAUGGAAUCUUCCCUCAGGGUCGUUUGGAACAGUUCAUUGCAAGUCGGAAAUUGGAGACCAGUGAACUGACUAUUCCAAGUAUUUCAACAGAAAUAGCAAAAAAGAUGGCCACCUUCCAUAGAAUGACAAUGCCAUUUAACAAAGAACCAAAAUGGUUGUUUUGCACUAUGGAAAAGUAUUUACAGCAAGUGAUGCGAAUUAACUUCACAAGAGAAUCGCAUGUUGGAACAUUCCACAAACUUCUUGGUUACAACCUGCCUAAGGAACUCGAGAAAUUAAGGUCUUUGCUUCAAGCAACUCCUUCACCAGUUGUCUUCUGUCACAAUGACUGUCAAGAAGGAAAUCUUCUGCUGUUGGAUAAUGCUGAGAACUCAGAUCAGAAACUGAUGCUGAUUGACUUUGAAUACAGUAGCUACAAUUUCAGAGGAUUUGAUUUUGGGAAUCACUUCUGUGAAUGGAUGUAUGACUACAACUGCGAUGAAUAUCCGUUUUUUAAAGCUGACAUCAAGAAAUACCCCACCAAAAUGCAGCAGCUUCAUUUUAUUCGAGCUUACAAUGCAGAGCUGCAGAAUGACUGUGAAGUCAUAAAUGAAAAACAGAUUACAAAAAUGGAGGAACAGAUGCUGGAAGAAGUAAAUAGAUACGCACUUGCAUCACAUUUCUUUUGGGGCCUAUGGUCUAUUAUUCAAGCACGGAUUUCAACAAUUGAAUUUGGAUAUUUGGAAUAUGCUGUUGCAAGAUUUGAAACCUAUUUUGAACAGAAGAGGCAUCUUGGUGUUUGAAAUCUAGUGGAUGAUCCAGUGUGUGAAAUGAAGACGAAGGAAGAAAAGUAACGCUGGCAGGGCCAAUUAAGGAACGUCGCAGCAAUAUCCAAUAGAGAUCUGGCUGUGGGUAUUUGAUUCAUGUGGUAGAACAUGGAUUUAUAGUGUUAAAAAUCAACUUUAUGGAAUGCAAAAAGUUAUGUUUACUUUUUAGAGUUGCUUUAUAAAUAGAAUUUUAAAAAGCACAGUAAUGUAUUGUUAAAUCAAUACUAAAUGGUUAAUUAAUCCUUUAACUGGAGUAAUUUUAUUUGCUAGAUAUUUGGUGAACAAAAUAUUGAAUAGUGUACAUCUAAAAUAUUCUUCCAGCCUGAAAAUUUGACAUGUAUUUUUAAAAGCCUUUUUUUACAUUACUCUUCUGUUUUUCAGCAAAGCUUAUUUUUUAGGUAAAGUAACUGUACAAAUGAGCCAUACAUAGUUGAUUUAUUUGUUGGAAAACUUACCUGUAAAUGUGGAUUAAAACAUUCUGUAAUAAUUUAUUGCAUACUAAUUGGGAAACAAAGCUGCUGAAGUUAAUUUUGUAUAUACACUAUUGUGUAAUUUUGCUUUAUUAAUGGUAUAAGGACAUCUAACUGAUAUUUGAGCCAUAUAGGGCAACGGCACCCAAAUCCUAUUGAUUGAAAAGCUAGAGGUUUAGCAACCUGGUGGGAUAACUCUUUAAAUGCUUGUAUCUUCCCAGUCAUCUCCAAAUAAUCUUGCAAUAAGAUGGUCCGAGCUGCUAAUGAACCAGGAUGCCUUUCAGUGUUCUUUGCUGGUAUUCAUAUUGUUAGAUCAUUUGAACUUUUAAGUGUAGCCCUAAAGUGAGAUAUUCCAUCUCUGGUGUUUAGCUAGUGCAAAUACCUAUGUUUAUUUUGGACUUCAGUAUAAGGGUGGAAAAUUGUGGACACAAAUCUAAUAAAUGGAAAGGUGUUAUGGACAGAACUUGAUCACUGAAAUGGGACAAUCAUUUCUGAUAUAAUGAGCUGGUGUAGUUCUUAAAAAAUCAUAAUUUAGGAAAUAAAGCUUUGGCUAUUUUGAUUUUUUUCCAUUCUGACAUGUCAUACAUUUGGACUCUUUUUGAAAGAAUGUGUUGCAUUUAUACUCUUUUAUAUAAAUAAUACUGUAGUGUGAAUAAAUAUAUUACAUUUUAAUGGUUUUGUAACAGGAGUUGCAAAUAUAGUAAAUGAUUAAGCUAACUCAAGUUUUCAAAGUUCAACAUUGGCAAGACUCCAUUAGAGGUGAACAAGCAGGAAUUUGUAAAAAGGCAGCUGUUCAUGCCAGAGUAGAAUUUCCAAUCCAGAAACAUCACUUUUUAGCAUUUAUUUGGAUCAUACACUUCUUAGUUUCCAAGCCAAUCAGAUUGUGAAUCUCUGUACAUAUUGAGUAACGGUGACACGUUUAUUGGUAAUUUAGUAUUUUACUUAUUGUCUGUAACUCAGUUGGCGUGCUCACAUAGGUCAAAUAAGCUAACAUCUGACUUCCUUUGUCUUGAUGCCACGGUACUGUAUGUUUUGCAAGAGAUAUGGUUAAGCUCUGAAAUUCAGACCAAAGGCAAAACUCAUUGGAACAGGAUAGUUUAUAAAUUAAUGUUUCUUGUAUGUGAGCAUUAAAGCUAUUGUUGAAUUAUCUAGGGUAAAACAUUAAUGAAGCUGAUGCUAAAAGAAAGCUAAUAUGUACAUAUGUUUUGUACAUGUUUUUGUACCAGCUGAUGGUCACCAGAAUAGGGUUUAACUCCUCAUACCAAUUGAAUAUCUUACCAAGAUGCAGACACAAGCCGGUCCAGUAGAGCUCUAAAACCUAAUUUUUAAGAGUUUUGUACAUCUAGUUGUUUAGAUAGAAUACUGUUUGAAAUGCAAUUACCAACUUAAACUAUGCCAACAAAACUAAGAUUGCAAUGUAAAAUUUCGGUACAGUAUUCCACUUGGUAGCAGUGAAUGAACUUAUGUUGAUUUGUCAUUGAGAGUCUAACUGCUAAUGACAAAUCAACCAUGUUACCUUCGUACAGUACUUCUGCUUUACUAGCCAGUCCUGCCUUUUCUGUAAGAUAGCAUAAUUGCACUGGUGGAAUUGCAGUAUAAGCAAUCAAAAUUUACCUUGUAUGCUGAGGUAUUGAUUUUGUUUAUUACUGUAAAGAAAAUGUAAAUGCUUUUUAUAAUGCAGUGAUGUUGUGUGAUAAGUUUAUGUUAAUGCCAAAUCAGUUGUAUUUUUGUAAAAUGUCAUUGUAUGCACAGUAUAUGUAUGGCAUCAAAUCUUUUAAUAAAGGUCUUUGCUAACGGUGUAAGGAAAUAUGAA
Hypanus sabinus (Atlantic stingray) is the source of this 6726-nucleotide messenger RNA. RefSeq names its product choline kinase alpha (gene chka). The record is from RefSeq and is a predicted model, not a curated record. Lineage: Eukaryota; Metazoa; Chordata; Chondrichthyes; Myliobatiformes; Dasyatidae. Gene Ontology annotation, molecular function: ethanolamine kinase activity; choline kinase activity. Gene Ontology annotation, biological process: CDP-choline pathway; phosphatidylethanolamine biosynthetic process. The transcript has 11 exons. Gene Ontology annotation, cellular component: cytoplasm. The coding region runs from base 3508 to 4419 and encodes 303 amino acids.